Fibroporia radiculosa is the source of this 3825-nucleotide messenger RNA. RefSeq lists its product as uncharacterized. The transcript is spliced from 10 exons. Gene Ontology annotation, molecular function: protein binding. Bases 1 to 3825 code for a protein of 1274 amino acids. NCBI's taxonomy places the organism in Eukaryota, Fungi, Basidiomycota, Agaricomycetes, Polyporales, Fibroporiaceae. The record is from RefSeq and is a predicted model, not a curated record.
AUGACCCAGCUCCAUGCGUACUUUAACCUACGAAACCAGCAGGCUUUCCAGCGCCUGCUCGAUGGCAGUAGCAAUCGCGGCCAGCCCGCCGGGCCCAGCACUAGCGGUGGAAGGUCAUGGAACCGGCGCAGUCCGCUGAGCAGCAGUGCAUUCGUCGAUGUAAACGCGCGUGAUUGGCUGGGUAGGUCUGUCCUCCACUUGGCUGCAUCGUCGCAGGAGCCGUCCGCGAUAGAGUACGUGCGCCUCCUUCUCGCCCAUCCAGACAUCAACGUCAACCUACCGGACAAGGAGAACCAUUGGACUGCACUCCAUCGCGCAGCAUAUCACGGAAAUGUCGGCACGGCGGUGUUACUGCUGCAGCGGCCCGAUAUUGAUACGUCAGUCAAAGACAAUGAAGGGUACACCGCAUACAAUCUCUACAAUUCCACUGUCGAAGGGACCCAGAUCGAUACGGACGAUACCCGACUUGCAGACUUGUUUACAUGGGGCGCGAAUAGGAAUGCGGCUCUGGGUCUGGGGAACGGAGACGACAGGUUGCAUCCCGAGCAGGUCGUUAUCCGUGCGGCCGAUGGACUGUCCGUGUCAGAGAAGGAGAGUGUUGAAGCGCGAUUUUCCCCAAUCCAUGUCCAGCAAGUCGCCAUGUCCAAGUUGCAUACAGUUGUCGUGACCGCUGAAGAUCGAGGUAAUCUGCGGCUGUGCGGUUUUGGUAGCGGCGGACGCUUGGGUCCCGGCCAACACACGCAGUAUAGUCUGGUCCCUCUCCCGCAAUUGACGCAGACCAUCAUUGCCGUUGCGCUCGGCCAGGAUCACACACUCGCCUUGUCCAAAUCUGGGGAGGUGUUCAGCUGGGGGCUCAACCGAUUUUCUCAGUUGGGAUAUGUGAUCGAACCGGUAACAAAUGCGAGUGGGCUCGGCCGGUCGGAGGAACCAAUCCAGGCGACAGCGCGCAAGGUGACUGGUACAUUGAAGAACAAAGUUGUCGCAGGAGUCGCAGCGUGUAAGAUAGCAUCUGCGUGUUGGACUGAAAGCGAAGUGUUUACUUGGGGCACUAACAAUGGGCAACUAGGAUACGACAAGUCCGCGCAGCCUGUCCAGGUUUUGCCUCGCGUUGUAACCAAAAUUUCGCAGCCGGUGAUUUCGAUAACGAUCACGGACACCGCGCUUGCCUGCGUCCUUGCGACGAAGGACGUCGUUGUCCUGUGUAACGAUGGGCAUUUUAAAGUAAACUUUCCCGCUCACGCGUUUCCAUCGGAAAUCACUGCGUAUCGGCCUCCCCAAGCGAUUAACAAUGCGAGCAUUGAAAAAAUCACCGGCUGUGACAAUGUCCUCGCCGCGCUCACGUCCAACGGUGAGCUUUUUACCCUGGCGAUUCCUCCGCCUACGGGUACAGGGACAAUCUCGAGCAAAACGCGUAAUGUGAUCGUGCCACAACGUGUAUGGGCAUUGCGGAAGAAAUUUAGCGCUGUCAGGGACGUCGCCCUGAGCACAGACGGUUCGAUUGUCAUCUGCACCGAGUCCGGUCAUGUUUUCGUGCGGCAACGGAAUGCGAAGGCGGGGCAGGGUACGUCCGCAAAGGCGUUCAAGUUCCAACAGGUGCCGUAUCUCCAGCGUGUUGUGCGAGUGUGUGCCAACGAGACGGGCGCGUAUGGAGCAUUGCGAAUUGAUCACAGGCCUUCACCGAUCGAAGUCCGGGGACACCUCUUGGCGCAGGAUUUGGCGGAGAUUCAGCCUUAUAUACAACUUUCGUGCGAGAAAGAUAGCCGCCGGCCACUGCCCACCGACAGGAAACCAUGCGAGAUCAAGAACGUUGUGGAUCCUGAGUUCGAGGAGGAAGUGGAGGAUAUCACCAUUCAGCACGAUAUCGAGCAGCUGAAAAUCUUAUGCUCCCUUCUGCAAGAGAUCAGGCAGAAUUGCAGGCCAGGCGAAGAAGCCAGCUUUUUCGGCACUCGCCGUGUCGCUCAUGGUCCUGAUCUCCUGGUACAGGUUCAGAGGACAUUCCAGUUUCCAGCUCAUCGCGUCAUCCUCGCCGCGCGCAGUACUGUUCUGGCACAAUUGCUCUCCGGUGGCCCAGCUCUCAGGGACCAUGGAUCGAAUAUAUCGGUUGAACUGUCGUCGGCCAGAGAGGGUUCAUCUAAACAUCCCGUGCUUAGCUUCUCAGGGUGUCAAACGAUUUCCCUCUUGCUUCUACUCGUCUACUUCUAUUCGGAUAAUAUCCCAGCCCUAUGGGACCGCCGCGUUGGCUUGGCCGUUGAGUCUGAUCUUGUUCAGUUGAAAAUCAAGCCUGCACAGGUCAAGCUGGAUUUACACGCGUUUGCGGGUAUUCUGAAUCUUCCGUUACUCGCGUAUGCAUUGGAGGCGCCUGUUAAACGCAUGCCUGCGUCGUCUAUGGUGCGAGACAUGCAGCGUCUUUUCAAGAAACAGGAGCAAGAUCCUUUUCCUUCUCAUCAUCUAUUGGCCGCAGAUACCACAUUAUGCCUAGGAGAUCGCAAUAUAUACAGUUAUUCUUCGAUACUUCGAGCACGCUCCUCGUUCUUCGCGGACUUCUUCAAUGACAGCGAUUGGACGGCCAAUCGCCGGAAUGCGGCUGAUGUUGUCGUUAUGGAUCUCAAGCAUUUGAGAUGGCGCCAAAUGGAAUUUGUCGUGCGCUUCCUGUGUUGUGGUGAAGAUGAGGAGAUGUUUGAAAUCCUCGAGAGCGUCAAGUCCACGGACGAGCUAAUUGACUUUAUGUUCGAGGUGAUUGCAGCUGCCAACGAGUUGUUGGUUGAUCGCCUCAUUCUGCUAUGUUCUAACGUCAUUCUGAAAUGCGUUAGUGUCAACAACGCAUCUUCUAUCCUCGCCGAAGCUUCCCACUUCCAUAUUUUGCCCCUGGUGCGCGCUGUCCACGAGUAUAUCGCGCUUUGCAUGGAGACUUUGCUUGAGAGUCGAAUGCUUGACGAUCUGGAGGCUCAUCGGAUCAGAGAAUUGUCCUCAUUUAUACGUCAAAAACAGGUUGAAAAAUAUCCGGUGUCGCGCUCAGAUGUACUUGUUCGCGCUGCAAUGGAGACGUACGGGCCAUGGUUAGCUUCGCAAGACAUACCCCAGCCAAUAGUUCCGACCCAACGCUUCGGGAUAUUCAGAGACUCACCGCGAUUAUCGCCACCGGGGCCGAACAAGAGAGCUCACAAGCUCUCGCAAACAUCUCCGCCGUCGAGUCCGUCGAUUCGUCCUGAGCAGUCUAAUCGGUUAAACGCAGUGCUUCCUGCGGAUGAGGAGAUGUUCGUGAUGGACGACGUUGUGGCCUCCAGUGCCACCGCUCCUAAUUUAACGGCGUUCGCAAAAUCUGACGACACUGAUACACAGAGUAAGCCUGCAAGUGGCUGGAAAGCGGUAUCGUCUACUCCCAAGAUGGACAUGAGGGCCAUUAUGGCUGAGGCGCAGUCAACGGCAAAGCGAACAGCUCCCGGUCCAAUCUCUCGUGUUCCUAGUGGUGAGGGAAGUAGCGUACCACAGCGAAUAAUCCCUACAACUCAGCAUUCGAAGGCGAGGGCGACGAAAACGCCCUCAGGGCUGCCACGAGCUGGGGCGGAUUCACCCUGGAGGGUGCCUCCCGCACCGGCUUCUCUAAUCAAGUCGCCGAAGCCGUCCGUUGUAGCCACGUCAGCAAGUGGUGCCGCGCCGGGCGGCGCGUCGACUUCAGUCCUGAGUUCUGGCGCAGGGGCCCAGCAUGUCUCGCCAUUCACGUCGCCGAAGAAGAAUUCUGGGCCACCAGGUAUGGGACCAGUGUUCACACCCUCCAAGCAGACGACCCCGACGAAGAGAUCGUCGGGUAUAAAUCGAGUAUCGUAA